Molecule: messenger RNA, 1797 nt
Organism: Aspergillus aculeatus ATCC 16872
Lineage: Eukaryota; Fungi; Ascomycota; Eurotiomycetes; Eurotiales; Aspergillaceae
Product: Zn(II)2Cys6 transcription factor
Exons: 9
Coding region: 1-1797 (598 amino acids)
Biological process (GO): positive regulation of transcription by RNA polymerase II
Cellular component (GO): nucleus
Molecular function (GO): DNA-binding transcription factor activity, RNA polymerase II-specific; sequence-specific DNA binding; zinc ion binding
Source: RefSeq, a predicted model, not a curated record
AUGUCUCUUCGCAGUUCAGAGCAAUCAAGGGUCUACAAGAAAUGUCAGAAGGCCUGCGUACGAUGUCGUUCCAUGAAGGUUAAGUGCUCCGGCACAAAUCCCUGUGCGCGUUGUGCCCGGACCAAGAAACCAUGCCACUAUGCAGUGGAGGAGGCAAGGGUCUCACCGGCAGCCCCAUCAGAGCAUGAUUCUCAACCAGAUAGAGACGGACAGCGGUCGACAUUUUCGAAAAAUCCUCUAGUAGAAUACUCAUUUGCACAGUCCCCGGACGGACGAUUCUGGUACAUGGGCCCCACCUCCUCCUGGUCCUUCUGCCGCCGCGUGCUCGCUCUGCUAGGCAAGCAUGUCCCCGACGCCAACUGUCCCCCAGACCCAUGGAACGUCGACGCCUCAGCUUUUGCUCUGAAAUGGCGAUCUCUGCCGAUGGAUGACACUCCGGAAGUAUGCCACCUGCCCCCGAUCGACUACGGGCUGUAUCUCUUCCACACCGUCAAGUACUACCUGGGGACACUGUUCUUCAUCAUCGACAGCCCCUCCUUCCUCCGCCACCUGCAUGACUUUUACACCGAUCCCGCCACGAAAGUUGUAUCGAUGCGUCUGUGGUACGCACAGUAUCUUCUGCUCCUCGCUUUUGGAAAAGCCUUCCUGGCACAGAAUCACCCGCCGAAUGCGCCGCCAUCGGGGUAUCAGUACGCCGCGCGCGCGAUGUCCCUGAUGCCGGACUUGUCGGGGAUGUAUCCCGAUCCGCUGCAGUGCAUCCGCACCUUAACGCUCGCGGCGUUGUACUUCCAGUCGAUCGAUAUGCGCGUCGCCGCAUUUCAGCACAUCGGCUUCGCCCUCCGCUUCUGCAUCAUCGAAGGCAUCCACCGCCACGUGCCGGAGGAGCUGGACGGGGCGGAAUUCUCGCACCGCUGCCGGACCAUUUUCUGGAUCGACAUCACCGUGCGGCUGUACAGCGAUGGCUCGGUGGACGAGAAGACGAUCACCUUCCACGUGCGCCUCGCCAGACUAAAUGCGAGGAUUCUAACGACGGUCUACGGCGUGGGCCCCGACUCCACCGGCACACUGAUCAAAGACACGCAGGCCAUCCUCCGGAACCUGGCCGAGCUCUCGCAGGAUCUCACCGGGUUCCUGAACGCCGAGUUCCCCGCGGCGUUGAGCCGGGCGUCGCGGACAGCGACGCGGUUGGUCCUGGGGUAUCACCAUCGGGCCCCAUCCCGCGCCGCCAUCAGCCUCUCCGCCACCGUCUCCUCGCUGCUCCAGUGCUGCGUCGAGUCCGCGUUGACGGUCUUGCAGACUCUCCGCACGCUCGCGGACGAGGAUCUAAUCGAAUCCUUCCUCCCCUUCAAGAUCGAAGACGCCUUCGCCUCCGCCUUCAUCCUCUACGUCAUCCAGGCCAUCGCGCCGGCCCUGAUCCCCGCCGAACCCCCCUGGACCGAGCACAUCGACUGUGUGCUCGAGAAGAUCGUCGCCCGGGGGAACCUGGCGGCGCCGAUGCGGCGCGCGGAGCUGGAGAAUCUGCGCGUGAUGAUGGGGCCGAUCACGCCUGUUGCUGGUGGUGCUGAGGUUUCGCCUGGGGGGAUGGAGCGGCAGGGGGGGCAGCAGGUCCAUGAACCUGGCGUUGCAGAGGCGGGAGGUAGUGGUGGUGACGAUGGUGGGUUGGACGUGCACGAUCCAACCACAGACUGGGAAUGGGAGUAUCUGGCGAUCCACUCGACGAUCGGGCUGGGGAUGGAACCCCGGGAACUGAUGGAUUUGGCGGAUCGGUUGGAGGGGGAGAUUGCGGGUGGUGGUUAG